Molecule: messenger RNA, 4801 nt
Organism: Oncorhynchus nerka (sockeye salmon)
Lineage: Eukaryota; Metazoa; Chordata; Actinopteri; Salmoniformes; Salmonidae
Gene: crbn
Product: cereblon
Exons: 11
Coding region: 1945-3285 (446 amino acids)
Biological process (GO): protein ubiquitination
Cellular component (GO): Cul4A-RING E3 ubiquitin ligase complex
Source: RefSeq, a predicted model, not a curated record
UAGCCACCCGUUGCCUUGACAACUUUGCAUGUUUGGCAUUCUCUCAACCAACUUCAUGAGGAAUGUUUUUAACAGUCUUGAAGGAGUUGGCACUUUUCCUUCAAUCUGGUCCAACUCAUCCCAAACCAUCUAAAUUGGUUGAGGUCGGGUGAUCUGAUACUCCACUCUCCUUGGUGAAAUAGCCCUUACACAACCUGGAAGUGUGUGUUGGGUAAUUGUCCUGUUGAAAAACACAGUCCCACUAAGCCAAAACCAGAUGGGAUAUCGCUGCAGAAUGCUGUGGUAGCCAUGCUGGUUAGGUGUGCCUUGAAUUCGAAAUAAAUCAAUGUCACAGGCCAAGCACCAUGUUUCGUGGAGAUAAAUCUUCACCUACUCAUCUGGCAAAGAUGGUUGGAACCAAAAAUCUCAUGUGGACUCGUCAGACCAAAGGACACAUUUCCACCGGUCUAAUAUCCAUUGCAUGUUUCUGGCCCAAGAAAGUCUUGGUGUCCUUUAGUAGUGAUAUCUUUGCAGGAAUUUGACCAUGAAGGCUUGAUUCUCGCAGUCUCCGAACAGUUGAUGUGUCUAUAACAAACUGAGCAUUUAUUUGGGUUGCAAUCUGAGGUGCAGUUAAGUCUAAUGAACUUAUUCUCUGCAGCGGAGGUAACUGGGUCUUCCUUUCCUGUGGCAGUCCACAUGAGAACCUGUUUCAUCAUAGCGCUUUUGCAACUGUACUUGAACAAACGUUCAAAGUUCUUAUUUUUUGGGAUUGAAUGACCACGUUUUAAGUAAUGAUGGAAUGUCAUUUCUCUUUGCUUAUUUGAGAUGCUCUUGCCAUAAUAUGGAUUUAGCCCUAUUUGGUCAAAUACCAUCUUCUGUAUACCACCCCUACCUUGUCACAACACAACUGGAUUAGCUCAAACACAUUAAGAAGGAAAGAAAUUACACAAAUGAACUUUUAACAAGGUACACCUGUUAAUUGUAAUGCAUUCCAGGAUACUACCUCAUAAAGCUGGUUGAGAGAAUGCCAAGCGUGUGCAAAGUUGUCAUCAAAGCAAAGAGUGGCUGCUUUGAAGAAUCUCAAAUAUAAAUCCUAUUUUGAUUUGAAACUUUUUUGGUUACUACAUGAUUCCAUGUGUUAUUUCAUAGUUUUGAUGUCUUCACUAUCUUCACUACAAAGUAGACAAUAGUCAAAGAAAGAAAACCCUUACAUGAGUAGGCAUGUCCAAACUUUCGACUGGUACUGUAUAUUCUUAUGCGCAACGUGGAGUGCCUGGACAUAGCCCUUAGCUGUGGUAUAUUGACCAUAUACCACAAACCCCCGAGGUGCCUUCUUAUUGCUAUUUUAAACUGGUUACCAACGUAAUUCGAGCAGUGCAAAUACAUGUUUUGGCAUACGAGUGGUAUACUGUCUGAUAUACCAUCGACUGUCAGCCAAUCAGCAUUCAGGGCUCGAACCACCCAGUUUAUAAAUGACCAUUAAUAUAUUACCAUAAGUAUGUAUAUAUUCCUGCUACCAGUCACUUUUCAGCCUGGUUUACAUGUAUAUUCCACUACCAGUCACUUUUUAUUUAUAAAUCCACCUCAACCGCUCCAGUACCCCAUAACAUUUAUUUAGUAAGGUACUGGCAGUAACCUGUAUGUACUUGCAUUCUCGUGUUUCUAGCUCACAUUGUAGUUUUUGUGUGGUUGACAUUUUUUAUAUUGUUGGGAAAGAGCUAUCAAGGUACAGUUUUACACCUGCUUUGUUCUGUGCACGUGGCGAAUAAACGUUGAAACUUGAAAAUAAUAAUGUUCUUUACCCCAAAUGUAAAAUUAAUUCGAGAACCGGAAUACAAGACUAGUUCCUUCCACUGAGGGACGAUAGUGAGUCGUUUUCGACGCAUAUCCUGCGAUAAGACACCACUGAGAAAGAAGAGUCAAAACCAUUUUUUUUUUUACAGUCUAUGGUGUAAACAGAAGGAUAUGGCCGACGAGAGGGGUGCAGGCGACAACAAUAUCAACGACAACAUGGGCAACCAACUACAGCUCUUACCCGAAAAUGAAGAGGAAGAGGAGAAUGAGAUGGAGACUGAGGACCGUGACAGUGAGGAUGCAGAAAAACCAAACAUAAACUUUGACCCCAGUCUUCCAACUUCACAUGCUUACCUGGGCUCAGACAUGGAGGAGUUUCAUGGGCGCACAGUGCACGAUGACGACAGCUGCCAGACCAUCCCAGUGCUGCCGUUCACAGCUGUCAUGCUGAUCCCAGGACAGACCCUGCCGCUGCAGCUCUUCAGACCGCAGGAGGUCAGCAUGAUGCGAAGCAUUAUCCAGAGAGACCGCACCUUUGCUGUUCUUGCACACAGUGAAACAGGCGAGGUGCAGGCAGAGUUUGGGACGACGGCUGAGAUCUAUGCUUACCGGGAGGAGCAGGAGUACGGCAUUGAGACAGUCAAAGUGAAGGCAGUCGGGCGGCAGCGGUUCAAGGUCCAUGAGAUCAGAACGCAAGCAGAUGGAAUCAGACAGGCUAAGGUGCAGAUCCUCCCUGAGCGGAUCCUUCCAGACCCCCUGACUGCAGUGCAGCUCACGCCCCUGUCCCGCCUCCACAUGCACCCCUCCUCCAGACCCCCUGCCCAGAGCUGCAAACAGGCCCAGCGCUGGUGGGCCACCUACCGCCAGAGGAAGUUCCACUGUGCCAACAUGACCUCGUGGCCUCCCUGGGUCUACGCCCUCUAUGACUCUGAGACUCUGAUGAAGAGAGUGAAGAGACAGCUCCAUGAGUGGGACGAGAACCUCAAGGAUGAUUCCCUCCCCACAAACGCUAUAGAUUUCUCCUAUAGAGUGGCUGCCUGUCUGCCCAUAGAUGAUGCCCUUCGGCUCCAGCUGCUGAAGAUUGGCAGUGCCAUCCAGAGGCUGCGCUGUGAGCUGGACAUCAUGGCCCGGUGCACCUCGCUGUGUUGCAAGCAGUGCCAAGAUACAGAGAUCACCACCAAGAACGAGAUCUUCAGCCUGUCUCUGUACGGCCCCAUGGCAGCCUACGUCAACCCCCACGGCUACGUCCAUGAGACCCUGACCGUCUACAAAGCCAGCAACCUCAACCUGGUCGGUAGGCCGUCCACGCUCCAUAGCUGGUUUCCAGGGUAUGCCUGGACGAUUGCUCAGUGUCGUACCUGUGCUUCACACAUGGGAUGGAAGUUCACAGCCACCAAGAAAGACUUGUCCCCUCCUCGUUUCUGGGGCUUGACCCGCUCGGCCAUGCUGCCCCGCAUCCCCCAGACUGAGGGUGAGGAGGGGGAUGAGGGCUCCCGCCUGCUCUGCCUGUGACAACAUGGGGAACUCCCCUCCCCACCCCCCAUGUCCCCAAUGGCUCUUCGAUCGCCCCACCCUGUCCACUGGGCAAGGGUCUCUAUUUUAGUAAUCGAGGCGUCCCACCCAACCCCCUGACAGCCAUUGCAGCACAUUCAUCAUAUUAGUGUAAAGGUCAUCCUGCUUUAAAAUGGCAUUUUCUAACAUAGAGGGGGGGGCAAGGAGGAGGUGGGAGGGGUGUUUUGUUCCUGACUGCAGGGACACUGCUGAUGGAAUGCGUUGCACAUCGACAGAUAGAUGUGGGGAAUGGAGCAAGAGAUUAGUUCUGCAACACAGCAUAUCUUCCCCAUAGCAUGCUACUCUUGACCUGUCUGUAUGGCUGUCUACUGUGGUCUGUCUAUCCAGCUUCUAUGCUAUUUGCCACAGACACGGCACGCACCAGUGCAUUGCCACUUGCUCUUAAACAUAGUGGGUGUGACUUUGCAUGCGGUAUCCAGCUAGGUGUAUAUAGGCUUAUAGACAGCCAUCAAGAGGACCUUCAGUACCCAUCAUCUAUCUCUAAACAAACCAAUCAAUAGAAAGCCACUUGUGAUUCAGGUCCACUGUUUGUCCUUGAUGUGUUUCUCAGAGAAGCUCAGUUCAGCUGGAUCGGUCAUAGAGAGUUAAACCAUGUCAAAUCCACGGUUUAGACGGUGUACGUACAUAUGAAAGUAUACUGCUUUUACAAGGAUGUAUCAUGCCUUUGUUUCAUAUGCCCGUUGAAUGCAUAUGAUGGAGGAAUUCGGAACAUGAACAAUGUAAGGAAGCUAUUGCUUUAUUUUGAAAUGCGUGGAAAUAUAUUAUUUGAUUGGUUUUCAUAUUUUCACAUUGUCUAAAAUGUACACUAUAUGUAAUACACAUGUAGAGAUAGAGGUUUCUAUUUUGAAACAGGUGGAGGCCCAUUGAACUGCAAGACACUUUUCCUCUGAAGACAAGGAGUACCUCUGGUUAGUGAAGACUAGAGUUGGUUUGAUGCCUGGUGUACUAUAGACUUGGACAGCAGGGCACAAGGCAGUGGAGCCAGAGAUACUAGAAUUUCAGUCUUUCGCCAUGGUUCUAUAUGUGAUGUUGCUGCACUAAGGGCAUGGCUGGAUGGCGUGCCUAUGGUCCAAAUCAAUGUCUAAUGAGCCACACAAUUAAAUGGGACAUUGUGUUAAUUAACCUGUAUUGGUUAAAAAUGGCAACAUUAUAUCAAGUGUUACCUACAUAACUAUAUUUUUGUUUAGAUCAAUGUAUUUGUUUUAAAUUAAGAAUUGUAUUCCUUGCUGAUGUACAAGGUUAUUUUGGCUCAUGUUUGUAAGUAACCAAUAAGAAUCAAUGUAGCAAUUCUGGUCUGAUAUAGCUGAUUUAUCUAUGUAGAACCUCAACACUCUUGCCCCUCCCAUUGCCGUGUAUUUCCAUUUUAGAACAUGUAAUACAUGAUUGAUUUGUUCAGCUCGAUUAUCAACAUUUGAGUAAAGUAAUUCCACGCAAUAAGAAAUGUUCUACAAUACGA